CGUAAGUAGCUUUGACAGGUUAACAAAACCGGAAGUCGCUUGUUUUAAAAGUGAGCGGACGAAUAUGGGCUUCAGGUAAACCUCUCUGGGCCGGUAGUCUGUUCGCGUUAGCGGCAAGGAUGGUGGAAGUCUUCUCUGGUAGAACUCUGUUGAAUAAAGACGGGGAUAGUGUGGACCCCGAAGAGGCGCUGAGGAACAAAGUGGUGGGCAUUUACUUCUCGGCCGGAUGGUGCCCACCGUGUCGAGACUUUACCCCCAUCCUGUGCGACUUUUACACGGAGCUGGUGGAGGAGAGUGAGCCACCGGCCCAGUUCGAGAUCGUGUUUGUGUCCUCUGACAAGUCAACUGACGACAUGGUGGAGUAUUACCACGACAUGCACGGCGACUGGCUCGCUCUGCCGUGGACUGACGACUAUAAACAUGAGUUGAAGCAGCGCUACAAGAUCACAGCGGUGCCCAAACUGGUGAUUGUGAAGAACAACGGCGAUGUGAUCACAGACAAGGGCAGGAAGCAGAUCAGAGACCGAGGCGUGGCCUGCUUCGCCACCUGGCUGGAUGCUGCGGAGAUCUUCCAGAACUUUAAGGGCUAGAAUACAAAGGAACGGUGGCGAAAACAAAAAUGUAGCAAACUUUUAUCUUCCUGCACUUUAGACGAAGAGCCCUGAUGAUCAGGGAGCGUGACUGUUAUAUCUUCUAAUAUGUCUGCUUGCAAUUUUUAGGAGUUAUUUAAUAUACUACAUUUGUAACACUUUUCAGUCAGUGCUUGGCUUUAUAUUUGAAUAUGCACUUAAUACUCAGGAACUUUCUAAAUCACAGCAGUGACUUUCUAGUCGAGUUCAUCGCAUUAACUUGCAGAUAGAGACAGAAAAGACUGAGCUGUUAAAUCGUAAUCUAUUCUUGAUAUUCUUAUGCCUCUAUGCUUUAUAUGCAACAUUUUAAAAUGGCAAAGCAUUAAAUGCAGAGAUGCUGUCAA
This is a messenger RNA of Synchiropus splendidus (mandarinfish), 973 nucleotides long. It is a transcript of the gene nxnl2, whose product is annotated as nucleoredoxin like 2. NCBI's taxonomy places the organism in Eukaryota, Metazoa, Chordata, Actinopteri, Syngnathiformes, Callionymidae. Bases 120 to 590 code for a protein of 156 amino acids. The record is from RefSeq and is a predicted model, not a curated record. The transcript is spliced from 2 exons. Gene Ontology annotation, biological process: sensory perception; photoreceptor cell maintenance.